Gregarina niphandrodes is the source of this 351-nucleotide messenger RNA. RefSeq lists its product as hypothetical. The record is from RefSeq and is a predicted model, not a curated record. Lineage: Eukaryota; Apicomplexa; Conoidasida; Eugregarinorida; Gregarinidae. The coding region runs from base 1 to 351 and encodes 116 amino acids. The transcript has a single exon.
AUGCAAACACCUACCAACCUCACACAUGGACUUUACACUCCCGAGUUCAUGAAUGCUCAUGCUGUAGCGCUCGGAAAUAUUCUAGAUCCGGACUGCUCAGCCGUUCUAAUCUCCGAAGAGCAACAAAAACAGAUCGGACCCAGACCAGAGAACACAUUCCUCCAUCCCUGGUCACGUAUCCACCACUUCAAAAAGGACCUAGACCAACACAACCAGGCCUCACAAGAUCUCGGCCUCGGGGGUUCCGACGGCCUCCGAGGCUCCGGUGGCCUCGGGGGCUCCAGCGGCCUCGGGGGCUCCAACGGCCUCGGGGGUUCAGCUCAAGUGACGCAAACCGUACUUCAAGCCUGA